GAUGCGACUGGUAGCCUCAGAGUAUUCUAUUGCCCAGAAGGCAGGAACCAUAGUCAGGUGUGUCAUUGCUGAAGGAGAUCUGGGCAUCGUGCAGAAGACCUCAGCCACAGACCUGCAGACCAAAGCAGACCGCUUGGUGCAGAUGAGCAUAUGCUCUUCCCUGGCACGGAAGUUCCCUAAACUGACAAUAAUAGGGGAGGAGGACCUGCCUCCUGGGGAAGUGGAUCAAGAGCUGAUUGAAGACGGGCAAUGGGAGGAAAUCCUGAAGCAGCCGUGUCCAUUGCAGUAUAGCGCUAUCAAAGAGAAAGACCUUGUGGUUUGGGUUGACCCCUUAGAUGGCACCAAGGAAUACACUGAAGGUCUUCUUGACAAUGUUACUGUUCUUAUUGGGAUUGCUUAUGAAGGGAAGGCCAUUGCAGGCAUCAUCGACCAGCCAUAUUACAACUACCAGAACAAUGAAAAGGAGAAGUUAAGGGAGCAGAGGAAGGAAGUGAAGGCUGGCCCAGAUGCUGUGCUUGGCAGGACCAUCUGGGGAGUUCUGGGUUUGAGUGCUUUUGGGUUUCAGUUGAAAGAAGUGCCUGCCAGGAAGCACAUCAUCACAACCACCAGGUCCCAUGGCAACAAGCUAGUCACAGACUGCGUGUCAGCCAUGAAUCCCGACAAUGUGCUUCGAGUCGGGGGAGCAGGAGACAAGAUCAUCCAGCUGAUUGAAGGCAAAGCCACUGCUUAUGUAUUUGCGAGUCCUGGCUAUAAGAAGUGGGAUACUUGUGCCCAGGAAGUUAUCUUACAUGCUGUGGGAGGGAAGUUGACAAACAUCCACGGGAAUGCCCUCCAGUACAACAAGGAGGUGAAGCACAUGAACUCUGCAGGAGUCCUGGCUGCACUGAGGAAUUACCAGUACUAUGCUAGCCGAGUUCCAGAGUCUGUGAAAAAUGCACUGACUCCCUGAGGGGCUGUUUCCCUGGAGGACUUGGUUCUCACAGUAACAUGUCUUAGAACUGAAUUAGAGCUCAUUGACCAGUGAUUUGUAUCAGUAGUUAGGGACAGAAGAGGCAUUAAAAAUUUU
Molecule: messenger RNA, 1066 nt
Organism: Phodopus roborovskii (desert hamster)
Lineage: Eukaryota; Metazoa; Chordata; Mammalia; Rodentia; Cricetidae
Product: 3'(2'),5'-bisphosphate nucleotidase 1-like
Exons: 1
Coding region: 2-949 (315 amino acids)
Molecular function (GO): 3'(2'),5'-bisphosphate nucleotidase activity
Source: RefSeq, a predicted model, not a curated record